UACAAGCAUUAAGUAUAUUAGCUAGGCAUCCAAAGGCCAAUCCUACAUAUCUCUAAUUUCCACCGUCACGAUCGCAGCUAGCUUCAACAGGAUCAAGCCUUCACCAUGAAACUAGCCCUAACAACUUUGACAUUUACGCUCCUGGUCACUGCAGGACAAUGUUUGAAGUGUUACAGUGGCAGUGGGUCCUUCAGUUCUUCUUUCAGUGAGAAAGAAUGUGCCUCUACUGAAGAGUGGUGUAUGAAAAGCAAGACAGGGGUUUCAAUCGCAACCGUGGAGACAAGAGGAUGUUUUUCGUCCGCUAGCAAUGAUGCAAUCAGUAAUGCCUGCCAGAGCGUGGACGUAGCUGGCAUUGGAACAGAAACUUGCUACUGCAACACGGACUUGUGCAAUGGAGCUCAAGGAGCUCGGCCAAUCAUUGGAAUGGCCAUGGCUUUGAUUUCGAUUGGGGUAUACUUUGUCAUUUGAUGAUUAACAAAGAGUGUGACAUUGAAUAAAUAUAUCUAAAAGAUAAAACCCAUUAAAAUGA
This is a messenger RNA of Tigriopus californicus, 529 nucleotides long. RefSeq lists its product as uncharacterized. NCBI's taxonomy places the organism in Eukaryota, Metazoa, Arthropoda, Copepoda, Harpacticoida, Harpacticidae. The record is from RefSeq and is a predicted model, not a curated record. Gene Ontology annotation, biological process: positive regulation of voltage-gated potassium channel activity; regulation of synaptic transmission, cholinergic; sleep. The transcript has 3 exons. Bases 106 to 468 code for a protein of 120 amino acids.